This is a messenger RNA of Cygnus atratus (black swan), 1145 nucleotides long. RefSeq lists its product as uncharacterized. NCBI's taxonomy places the organism in Eukaryota, Metazoa, Chordata, Aves, Anseriformes, Anatidae. The transcript has 2 exons. The record is from RefSeq and is a predicted model, not a curated record. The coding region runs from base 225 to 1145 and encodes 306 amino acids.
AUAAAGGCUGUCAUCCAUGUGCAACAAGCUCAAAAGGAAAAAGGCUCUAAGGAAGUAUACAUUUUCAAGUUCUUAUAUUGUUUCAUGGUGUUUGUUACAAAAACUCUUGGCUGCACCGUGCUUUUCCUGGAGUUGUUGACCCAGCAAGGCCUGCCUGUUCCACCACCCAGACCGGCUGAGGCAGGGCCGCCCACGGGCCCAGUGCUGAGGACCAGGACGCGGCCAUGCUCCCCCCUUCCGAGCCGCCGUCCUGCUCCAUGGAAGCGGCGAUGUGUCCCGUGUACCUGCACACCAAGAAAGGCAAAAGGCGAAGGGGCAGCUUGGAGGCAGCUGUAGUCCAGAGCUUAGCCCUGGGGGUGACGUGCACGACUGCAGCCUACCCCAGCUGGGUUGUGGUCAGAGUCGACUCGCUCCAUUUUGUGCUGGGCAUUAUCUGUGUCCUUAAUCACACAGAGCCCUCUUCCAACUGCCACUUCGUGGGCCGUGCAGGACUCGCCUUUAUGAGCUUGACAGCUCUCUGCUGCCUGCUGGCCCUCCUCAGCAGCUGCGGGGCCAUGCUGCUCGACAUCCUGGGGCUGAAGCUGGGCAGGGUGACUGCCCCUUUCCUGCAUGGCCUCGUUGUCCUGUUCACUGCCAUGGCAGUGCUCUCGUCCUGUGGUCUCUGGGCAUUGACGAGGCACGGCCUCCGCACCGCAGAGCGCCCACAGCUCUUAGGCCACUCCUCGGUCUUUGGCUCAAGCUUCUACUUCUGUAUCCUUGCUUGUGCCCUAGCAGUCAUUGCAACUGGCUGGAGCUACACCGCCUGGGCACACGCUGAUCUUUCUGUGACCCUCUGCCUCACCAGCACCAGUCGGCAGCAGACACACCGGGUCCCUGUGGAUGAGCACGACAGCGCUAACAACAUACACUGCUUUGAGACUGGCCUACCCCUGGCCGCAUGCGUUGCCUUCCUCCAGAGGGAAACUGAGUCCCAAGCAGAACCAGGUCUGCCCUCCAAGCAAGGAGGAGCUGAACCCCCAGCAGAGGAAGGUGCCCACCUCACCCACGGGGAAACCAGCCUCCAGCUAGAGGAAGGUUUGACUCCCAAACAAGAAAAUACAUGCCCAGAUGGCACCGAGGAUCCCCAUCCUACAAAAGAAAACUGA